UUCUCUGUUAAGAACAUUGGCACAGAGAGAGAGAGAGAGAGAGAGAGCGAUCUGUUAAGCUUACCAAACUAAUGCUAUGACGAGCUCAGAUGCAGGUACAUCAACGGGAAGCGAGUACCAAGUGUUCUUGAGUUUUAGAGGACCCGACACUCGCACUGGGUUCACCGAUGUCCUCUACCAUAGUUUGACCGAUGCUGGAAUCCAUGUCUUCCAAGACGACGAAGAGCUCCGUGUUGGGGAAAGGAUCGAUGGAUCUCUUCUGCAGGCGAUCGACGACUCGAGGAUCUACAUACCCAUCUUCUCUCAGACCUACGCUUCGAGUCAAUGGUGCCUCCGCGAGCUCGCGCACAUCAUGGCAAACACCUCUAAAUCAGAAGGUAAUAAAAAGGUCUUGCCUAUUUUUUUCGACGUGGAUCCUGACGAUGUUAAGCUGAAAACCCCAUUGUAUCGUGAUGCCAUACUCAAUUUGGAGCUUGAGAAGAAGGUGAGCACUAGACACGUAGAUGCGUGGAGAAAAGCUCUCAUAGAGGUUGAUGCGAUCAAGGGAUGGGAAGUGAAGAAGUACAACGGCCAUGGCGAAUUGAUCAAUCUGGUGGUUGUGGAAGUCGUGGAAAAGCUAAAGACAAAACAUAGAUAUGUGACGGAAUAUUUAGUUGGAAUUGAUGACCAAGCAUUAGCAGUAAGCAAAUUAGUAGACAUCAACUGCGGUGGGGUGCGAUUCAUUCAAAUUCAUGGGAUGGGAGGUAUCGGUAAAACGACUCUCGCCAAGGUCGUCUUCAAUGAACUCUCUUCUGAUUUUGGAAAGUGUUGUUGUUUUCUUGAAGAUGUUCGAUCAAAGUCAUCAACAGAUGUUGACUUAAUUGAGUUGCAAAAAAAGUUAUUAUCCGAAAUCAGCCACUUUGCAGGAACAAAGAGCAUUAACGAAAUUGAUUAUGGAAUGAAGAGGAUUGAAGAAGUACUUCGCAAUAAGAAAGUUCUCCUCGUACUUGAUGAUGUUGAUAAUAGUGAACAAGUGGAGAAAUUAAUUGGAAAGAGUACUUUAUAUUCAGGAUCCAGAAUAUUGAUUACAACUAGAAAUAAAAAUGUCUUGCAAAUACGCAGAGCGAAGGAGGAUCAAAUGUUAAAGUACGAAAUGGAAUUGAUGAGUUGUGAUCAUGCUCUUGAGCUUUUUAGUAAGCAUGCAUUCGAUAGAGACUCUCCUUUGGAUGAGUAUUGUGAUCUCUCCAGGGAAAUUGUAUCUCAUCUUGGGAGGCUUCCAUUAGCUCUUGAAGUAAUUGGUUCGCUCCUCUACCACAAGAAGAAACAAGAACAAUGGAAAAAGACAUUGGAGGAUUUAAGAAAGGCACCACAUGAUGAGGUUUCUGCAAAGUUGAGGAUCAGCUAUGAUGCCUUAAGUUUUGAGCAACAACAAAUUUUCCUCGAUAUUGCGUGUUUUUUCAUUGGUGAGGAUAAAAUGAAUGCAAUUUACAUGUGGGAAGAUUGUGGAUUUCUCCGAGAUGAUGGAGUUGUUGUCCUCAACAAUAUGUGUUUGAUAAAACUGUUAGAAGACAAUAGAUUUUGGAUGCACGAUCAACUUAGAGAUUUUGGGAGAGAAAUUGUUCGUCAAGAGAAUCCACUAAUUCCUGGAAAGCGUAGUAGGUUAUGGACUCGUGAGCAAAUCCUCGAUACAAUAACCACAAAGGAGACGAAGAGGGACGUUCAAGCAUUGGAUCUUAAUCUAUCCAAGGAUCAUCUUACGGCCAUUAUUAGAAAUGAGGAGAAUGAAAGACUUCAACGAAAGAGGUCCCUCAAAUUAAAUGAGGGAACCUUCAUUGAUAACCUAAUGAAUAGUCCAACCGAGCAAAUCCCUGGUACAAUGACCACAAAAGAGGUGAAGCUCCUCAAGAGGAAACUAACAGUUUUUUUAUUGAUGGCCAGAAAAUUGAAAGUUGUUUCUCUUACAAGUUGUGACAGACUAAUCGAAACACCAAACUUCUCUGGAUGCCCGAAUUUGGAGAGGCUUACUUUCAAAGAUUGUUCCAGUUUGAGGAAAAUUGACAGUUCUAUUGGGAAGUUGAAGUGUCUAAUUUACAUAAGUAUUAGUGCUAGCAUUCAUCUUAAAGAUUUGCCGGAAGAAAUUGGGGACUUGGUGAGUCUGCAGCACCUCUCUGUAAAAGAUUGUUAUUUUGUGAAACUCCCAGAUUCCAUAUGGAAGUUGAAAUCAUUACGUGAGGUGCACUUUGAAAGUAAGUAUUAUGGAUUAGAUUCAGCAAAUUCAUGGGAGUUACCUAGUGCUGUUGGAAUGCUCCGGAAGUUAGAAGUGCUUGUAGUCUUUAGCCGCUCUCUAAAAGGUAAGCUUCCUUAUGAAAUCGGAAGUUUGUCCUUUCUAAGAAUCCUAAAACUAUGUUGGACUCGUGUUAGUGAAGUUCCAACGACCUUUAGCAUGCUUCCACGCCUCCAAAUGUUGGACUUAUGGGGAUGUGACAAGAUUCAAGAGUUGCCGGCGCUCCCAGCAAGUUUGACCUAUCUACGAGUGCGGUCUGUAUCGCUUCGGGUAGUCCCAGAUCUCGUGAACUUGACUAACUUGGUUGAGUUGGAUCUAGAUAAUAGUGGAGGAGGAGGACAUAGACUCGGUACUGGUGAAUUAAGGUGGAUUGGGAAGUUAUCCAAACUGAAUAAAUUGAGAUUGAGACUUAGAAAUGUGCGUGCUCCUGCUGAGCUGGCUUCCCUUCCUCUGCUCAACCAACUUCAUAUGAUUGGAUUGGACCUGCAAACCUUUCCAGAGCUUCCCUUGUCUCUACAAGAGCUAUACCUUGAUGAUUACAGUUCUAUUGUGUCGCUCACUCAAAAUCUGAGAAAUUUGUCAAGUUUAGGGCUCUUUGAUUCCCCAAUGCAAGAAUUUGUACUCGAUGGGCUUCAACUUCCAAAUAUAACGGAGUUGCGCGUAGUGAAUUGUGGGUCCCUCGAGAGAAUUACGCUGUCAAGCAUGAGGACGCUGCAAAUUGUCGAUGUGAGAGGUUGUUCAAGGCUAGUUGAGAUCCGAUUUUCUCGGUUGGAAUCACUUCGUACAUUGUACAUUCAACGAUGCCAGUCCUUCGAAAAGCUAGUUGAUGUGGAGGAAGCUGGGUAUGAUAAUAUUGAAUUGAUUAUUCGUUACAGGACUCUAAUCCUUCCACUGAGAGCAUUAACUAUGCUGCAAAGCUUUAUGCUGGGGUUUUGCCCUAAGAUACUCAAGAUACAUAUUGAUGGUACGUCGGAAUCAUUGGAAUACUUCAUCCUUUCGGCUUGUGAUUAUGUGCAAAGUCUCGGUGAUUUGUCAAACUUGAGAAACCUCAAGUCUUUAUCCAUCCACCACUGCGAUCGGCUGCGGGUUGUCAAGGGCCUUGACGAACUAGAGUUAUUGGAUGAGUUGGCAAUUAGUGAAUGCAAGUCGUUGGGAAGAUUGAUUAAUGUAUCAAGCACCAAAUUGCCAAAUCAUUGCGACAUAAGCAUCUCCGGUUGUAGGGAGGACUUUCGGGGAAUACUCGAGUCGUACAAGCACCACCAGGAGAAUCACUUAUUGAUAGUUUUGAUUGAAGCAGAGGAGAAAGCCGUGGAGAAAGUCGUUACUGCUAAAAUUGGGAAUUCUAGCUGCAAUGUAUCUCUGGGCCCUUUUCGCAAGCCUCUGCUAUGUUCAAAAAGAAAAUUGGAGCUUCUGGGCGGUAAUUCCUCAUUGCGGGAUUUUCUUUUAUUCCUUUCUGAAGAUUGCCCUGCUUUGGUGUUUCUUUUCUGGAUUGAGAAAGUGGGUGAUUUGGUUGUCGAGUAUAAACACUGA
Molecule: messenger RNA, 3793 nt
Organism: Rhodamnia argentea
Lineage: Eukaryota; Viridiplantae; Streptophyta; Magnoliopsida; Myrtales; Myrtaceae
Product: disease resistance protein L6-like
Exons: 5
Coding region: 77-3793 (1238 amino acids)
Biological process (GO): defense response; signal transduction
Molecular function (GO): ADP binding
Source: RefSeq, a predicted model, not a curated record